Molecule: messenger RNA, 1940 nt
Organism: Pristis pectinata (smalltooth sawfish)
Lineage: Eukaryota; Metazoa; Chordata; Chondrichthyes; Rhinopristiformes; Pristidae
Gene: dntt
Product: deoxynucleotidyltransferase, terminal
Biological process (GO): double-strand break repair via nonhomologous end joining
Cellular component (GO): nucleus
Molecular function (GO): DNA nucleotidylexotransferase activity; DNA binding; DNA-directed DNA polymerase activity
Source: RefSeq, a predicted model, not a curated record
AUGGGAGGUGACAUCACUGACAUCAUUGAUGGGUGUAAGGGCAAAGAAAGUGUAGAGAAAGUGCAGGUGUCAGAGAAAAAACUGGGAGGUGUGGGAAUCAUACCUAAGAGGAGAAAGCAGAAAGGGGAUGAACUCUGCAGUUCACACAGUAAACAUGAAGUGAGAUAAGAUCUGCUCAUAUUUGUUGUGGAAAGAAAAAUGGGAUCAAGCAGAAGAAUGUUCCUGAUGGACUUAGCACGUAAGAAAGGAUUCAGAGUUGCUGAUGUCAUGAGUGAUUCAGUCACACAUAUUGUAACUGAGAAUAACUCCUGGAAUGAGAUUUGGGACUGGAUUCAAACCCAGAAGAUGUCAGAUGCCGACAAGCUAAAUUUACUUGAUAUCUCCUGGUUUACAGAUAGCAUGGGCGCUGGAAAACCUGUGGACAUAGAGGAACGCCACAGACUGCAGGUGCAGAAGACCUGUCUGCUUCAAUCAGAUCUACCAUCAGCUUCACCAGUGACAACUGUCUCUCAGUAUGCAUGGCAGAGGAAAUCAACACUCGACAAUAAAAACAAGAUUUUCACGGAUGCAUUGGAUAUUUUGGCAGAAAAUUGUGAGUUCAAUGAAAAUCCUGGCUCCUACGUGGUAUAUUCAAGAGCAACAUCAUUGCUAAAAUCACUUCCUUAUACAAUAAGUGGAAUGAAUAACCUGGAGGGGCUGCCCUGUAUUGGAGAACAAACAAGAAUUAUAAUUGAGGAAAUUCUGGAAGACGGGGUUUCCUCUAAGGUUGAGAGUUUGUUGCGCGAUGAGAAGUACAAAGCAAGAAAGCUGUUCACCAGUGUCUUUGGUGUGGGAGUGAAGACAGCUGACAAGUGGUAUGGACUAGGGUUUCGGACAUUAGAGGAAGUAAAAGCAGCCAAGGAUCUGGCAUUUACCAAAAUGCAGAGGGCAGGGUUCUUGUACCAUGAAGAUAUCAUACAAGCUGUAAGUAAGACAGAGGCAGAAGCUGUGGGUCAAAUGAUUGGAGAUCUUGUCCGUGAAUGCGCCCCUAACGCCCAGAUGACUUUAACAGGAGGAUUUAGAAGAGGUAAAGAGGUUGGCCAUGAUGUGGACUUUAUAAUCAGCUGCCUCGAGGAAGGGGAUGAAGAAGGUCUUCUCCAAAAAGCAAUCAGUAAGCUGAACCGUCGGGGUUUGCUUCUGUUCUGUGAUUUUGUGGAGGCCACUAUGGAAAAGAGAAAACUACCCAGCAGAAAAUAUGACACCAUGGAUCAUUUCCAAAAAUGCUUUCUGAUUCUAAAAUUAGACAAAAGACUUGUGGACAAGAGAGAGCUCAAUGUGGCCUCCGGGUCUGCAGUGAGGCUAACUGAUAAGAGAACAGAACACGAAAACAAGACUAUGAUUAAAGGCUGGAAGGCUAUCCGUGUGGAUCUGGUUAUUGUGCCUGCUCAGCAGUAUGCCUUUGCACUGUUAGGAUGGAGUGGAUCAAGACAAUUUGAACGUGACUUAAGAAGAUAUGCCAACCAAGAGAAAAGCAUGUUACUAGACAACCAUGGUCUAUAUGACAAAAAGAAGCAAGUAUUUCUUCAGGCUAACACUGAGGAAGAAAUCUUCGCUCACCUGGGCUUGGAAUACAUUGAACCAUGGGAAAGAAAUGCAUAAUCUCCAGAAGAAAAAAGUGCCUUUUCAAUAAAAUUCGCUCAAUACAAUUUUGGCAGAGGAAAAAUAUUUUUGAUUUCAAAGCACAUUGGUUUGUGAAAAUCUAAUACAACAUUAAUUGUCAACCUUGAGCUUCUAAAUCAUGCUCUCAUGUCUAGCUGCAGGAUGUGACAGUACAUAAAUCGCAAAUAAAACUAUUUUGUAGAAAGCUACUCAGCCGCUCAACAAUGUAUCUUUCAAUUGAUGGAGAUUUAGGGCCAUAGAAAAUAGUGUGGGUGAUCUGUACCUCAAUGCCAUUCUCCCAC